GGUUCCAUCAUUCUUGAUCCUCGCGUGCUAAUAAAUUUCCUUUGUUCCACUCGUCAACUCUCAACACCAGCAAAGCCCUUCGACUAGGCAUGGCCGGCAACCGAAAACAACGCCAGUCAUCGCAUACUUAGGUGGAACAAACUGCCACAUCGUCUUUGAAGCAACCUUUCGCCGACCGUUCGUCAAUCGCAAUCAAUUGCCGUCGAAAAUCCAAGCCGUACGAUUCCCAGUCAAACACCGACUAGUGCUUCCCUCCUCGACGAUCCUUCCAUCGCGACAGGUCUUUUUGGACUUGUGAACGAAACACGAUUCUCUGCUCGCCGUGAUCUGUCUGGCCAAUACAGGGCAGGGUCCUGUGACUGUACACAUUUGGUGGCGUGGGAACCGUGGAGGAGAGCAGGUCUUCAAGGGAACUCUUUAAACCAAAACCCCCCCAGCUGUUAUCUGUGCCCAAGCCUCGUCGAUUGAUAGCCAGGCAGAACAAGAGAGGUUAGUUGAAAAGAGGGGAGACGGUAGCAGGGGAACAAGGGAGAAACACAACAGAAUAUUCUGACCUUACCGCUUCGUUUGUUAACUCUCUUGCCACACCCUGAAGACCACGUCGCGCAGUUCUGCCCUGCGGGACUAUAAUCAGUGAAAACACGUGCGAGGAUAGAGACAGAGCUGGGGAGGCUUUUUCUUGGUUGGGGCGUACGCGUUGAUAGACUUUUCCUUGCUCUACUUUAUUUUCUUCUCCGUCUCUUUUUCCUCCUUGACCAACCGGCAAGGUGUUGGGCCAGCCAGUUAUUAGCCGGCCAGAACGCUGGUCACAAUCUCCAUUGCAUACUGAAUUGCUCUGGGAAGCUGACUGACUGACUGACUUUUGCCGGCCUCUCUUGCAAACUGAACAUCCUGACUUUGACUUGCAACUUGUUCUACAUAUAUACACACUUUUCCAAAAAAAAAAAAAAAGCCCCUGCAAUGUCCGAAGAGGACCAUGCUGCCGGGGUGGCAGAGGAUUACAGAGAUGCGCUUGAAGGCCUAACAUCCAAUGCGCGCGUUGAGAUUAGCAACCUGACUCUCAUUGCUCGGGAGAACACCGAGUCUGCCCAUGCUAUUGCCGAGGUUCUCGUUGACCAUAUCAAACAAAUCCAUCCUCCACGGAAGCUGCCAGCCUUGUAUCUCCUCGACUCCAUCGUCAAGAAUGUGGGGACCCCAUAUACGCUCUUCUUUGGCCGGAAGCUCUAUCAGACCUUCAUGGAGGCCUAUGCAUCGGUCGACAACGCCACGCGCCGCAAGAUGGACGAGAUGCUCAAGACUUGGAAGGAGCCCGUUCCGGGUUCCCUAGAUACGCGCCCCGUGUUCCCACCCGAGGUUGUGCGUCCGAUAGAGAAUGCCCUCAUCAAGGCAAGGACGUCGGCGCUUCAGGCACAGCAGGAGCAGAUGCGCAACCAGCAUCACCUACUCGGGGGUCGUGGUAGGCCACCACCGCCAAUGAUGGCUCAGGGCAUGCCUUAUAGGGAGACUCCGACACCACCGGGAGUCAGGGGGCCGAACGGCUAUGGGCAGCCAUAUCCGCCGCCGAACGGGAGGGGUCCAGAGAAUCCAGCACACGGCCAAGCCUAUUCAACACCGCAGCCUCAUCACCAACAGGGGAUGCCGAUAUUAUCACAGUCGAUGCCCCAACCACCCCCAUCCGCACCUGCACAACUUCCCUUUGCACCACCACCGCAGGCACCUACACCAGACGGGAUAAGCAUAGAAGCCUUGAGUAAUGAUGUUUCGCAGCUCAUUGCUUCCACGCGCGCGGAAAUUGCUCGCAACCCGUAUGAUUCUUCCCAACAGCCCAAGCUUGAUGCUCUACUGGCGCUUCAGACACUGCUGCAGGCGGGGAGCCUACCCAGGGACCAACUCGUGGCCGUCAAGAGCCGAAUAGAUGACCUCUCCGUAAGAGCGCGCGGAGCCGCCGCCGUUGCCGCUCCUCCACCAGCACCUGCCUACACCCCCACGCCUCCUAUUGUUGUGCCUCCGAUAGCGCCGCCGCCGCUAUCUGCAUCAGCACCACCACCCGCCACUGCCGGCACGCCACUCUCAUUAGAUGCCCUGCUCGGCCAGGGCGCACUCGCCGCCUUGUUGGCUAGAACCCCGCAGCAGGCCGUAGGAGUGCCACCAUUGCCGUUUGUACCCCCUGUUGCGACGCCACCGGCCAGCCUUGUUGCGCUCCGCUCGCCGCCGCCGCAGGCACCCCCUGCUAUUCCGCCGCCUACGGAUGCCUCGGCUCUUCUGGCCGCCCUGCGCAGCAAGGGAAUAUUAUCAGGAGGGCCUGUGCCACCUGUCGUUGCGCCAACGCCGGUGUCACACGCUCCGGGACUGCCGAGCGUCAUUGCGCCCCUGGCGGCGCCUGCCCACGUCGAGACGAUGGGCGAUAUACAGCUCACGACGAAUUCACUGAAGCAGCCACGCUUAUAUCUUGUGAACACCCUCUACGACGACCUUGGCAAGCCGUGCACGCAAUGCGGGCGGCGGUUCCGCAACGACGAGGCCGGCCGGGCUGCCAAGACGGCCCACAUGGACUGGCACUUCCGGGUGGCGGCGCGGAUCGCCGAGGCGGAGAAGAAGGGCCAGCACCGCAGCUACUACGUCGACGUGCGGGACUGGGUCGGGUCGCGCGAGGCGGUCGACAUGGACGGGCACGCGUCGCAGUCCCAGCAGUCGCAGCAGCAGCAGCAGCAGAAUCAACAACAGCAUCAUUACCAAGACCAAGGCCCACAGGCGACCGGAUCCAGGGGCAGGGGAGGCAUCGGCGGCAAGAGGUGGAUCCCCGUGCCGGACGCGGGCAGCAACGUCAACUCGGUCUGUCCUAUCUGCCAGGAGCGGUUCGAGCUCAAGUGGCUGGACGAGGCGCAGGAGUGGGUCUGGAUGGACGCUGUGAGGCCCGGCGGCGGAGAUAGGGUAUUCCACGCCAGCUGUCACAGCGAGGUCACGGGGCGAGGAGCGACGCCGACGCCGCCGGUUGGGAUGGUUUUGGGGAAGAGGAAAGCAGAGGAUGCUUAUGCUGGACGUAAAAUUAAAAAGUAUGACGACCUGGCGUAUUGAGGUCAAAAGGUCUCGCGGGAUGUUGUAUGACUUUGAAGAUGAGACGCAUAGAUCUAUGCGUUCAAAUCAGGGAAUUAUGAUGCAGUUUGGACCCGAAUCUUGGCAUGUAAUGAGCGUGAGACAAAAAUGCCACGACAGAUAGUUGGGAAAGGAAGCGCCAUACUUUUCAUGGGCUCCUCCAAAAGGGAAUGUCCAGCAUGGGAACUCGGGAAGCGUUUGCAAACCGGCUUACAAGUACGUGGAAAGUUGGCCUUUGGGGCCAUUGCUUGCCUACCUGGGCUGCUUCCUUAUUGCUAGUACGCAGAGGAAAAAAAAAAAAAAAAA
Molecule: messenger RNA, 3399 nt
Organism: Pyricularia grisea
Lineage: Eukaryota; Fungi; Ascomycota; Sordariomycetes; Magnaporthales; Pyriculariaceae
Exons: 5
Coding region: 961-3075 (704 amino acids)
Biological process (GO): termination of RNA polymerase II transcription
Cellular component (GO): mRNA cleavage factor complex; cytoplasm
Molecular function (GO): ubiquitin binding; phosphatidylinositol binding; mRNA binding
Source: RefSeq, a predicted model, not a curated record